AUGGGAAAACUUCACGGAACCUUAGCCAAAGCUGGUAAAGUUAGAAAGCAAACUCCAAAGAUUGAAAAAUAAGUCAGAAGACACAAAAUCCCAAAAGGAAGAGCCUACAAAAGAAUCUGCUUCAAUAGAAGAUUCGGAUCAGCAGCAGCCUCAACAGGACCAUAAUAAAAGAGAAAGGGACCAAAUUGGCAUGCAGGAAGAAAGGACUUAAUUGAAGAGGAAAGAAAGAAAUAAGUCGAAUAAAGAAGAUAAAGAAAGAAGGACGUACCAAAAUGAUUAAUAACAUACAGUAGAUUAUUUACAUACAAUAAAACAAUUUAAAUUAGCAAUUAUCAAA
Paramecium tetraurelia is the source of this 337-nucleotide messenger RNA. RefSeq lists its product as uncharacterized. The transcript is spliced from 2 exons. Gene Ontology annotation, molecular function: structural constituent of ribosome. Gene Ontology annotation, cellular component: ribosome; cytosolic small ribosomal subunit. The record is from RefSeq and is a predicted model, not a curated record. Gene Ontology annotation, biological process: translation. NCBI's taxonomy places the organism in Eukaryota, Ciliophora, Oligohymenophorea, Peniculida, Parameciidae.